Acyrthosiphon pisum (pea aphid) is the source of this 1098-nucleotide messenger RNA. RefSeq names its product tigger transposable element-derived protein 6-like. Bases 1 to 1098 code for a protein of 365 amino acids. Gene Ontology annotation, cellular component: nucleus. NCBI's taxonomy places the organism in Eukaryota, Metazoa, Arthropoda, Insecta, Hemiptera, Aphididae. The transcript has 3 exons. Gene Ontology annotation, molecular function: DNA binding. The record is from RefSeq and is a predicted model, not a curated record.
AUGUUAAUAAAAUGUUAUGAUGCAAAAAAACAAAGUGUUCGUGAAUUAGCAACUCAAUUUAAAGUUGGUAAAACUCAAAUCGGAACCAUACUCAAGUCCCGGGUAGAUCUACUGCGUAAGGGCUUUGAAAUAGACCAUGUGUGUUAUGAAUGGUUCUACCGCGUCCGUGCUAAAAAUUUGCCCAUCUCUGGUAUACAGGAAAAAGCUAUAGAAAUUGCUAAAACUUUGGGUAGAACUAAUUUUAAAGCGUCUAAUGGAUGGCUCGAAAAAUUUCAUAAACGUCACAACAUUGCUUAUAAAGCUAUCUGUGGAGAAAGUAUUUCCGUUGACCAUGAUAUUUUGGACGACUGGAAUAAUAAAUUAGUCGAAACAUGUGAAGGAUUUGUUCAAAAAAUAUUUUUUAAUUUAGAUGAAACUGGCUUAUUUUUUCAUGCUUUGCCCAAUAAAACAAUGUGUCUCAAAGGUGAGAACUGCAGUGGUGGAAAAAUAAGUAAAGAACGAGUUACAGUUAUGUUGUGUGUUAAUAUGGCAGGUGAUUUUGAAAGACCUUUGGUGAUUGGAAAGGCAUUAAAACCCCGGUGUUUUAAGAACAUAAUCAACGAUCUUGGAGUAACGUGGAAGGAAUGUGAAACUCGCAUUCUUUCCACCAAAUGUAACUUCAACUUGCCAACCCUCGACCUAGGCAUUAUAAAAAAUUUCAAAACUCAUUACCGCAUAAGUCUUUUAAAACACGUAACUUCGUCUAUAGAUAACGAAAAUAUAAAAAAACCAAAUGUGACAGUUCUUGAGGCAGUUAUGUGGACUACAGCAGCAUUAAAAAAAAUAAACAAGGAAACAGUCACUAAAUGUUUCAUGAAAGCCGGGUUUCCGGGGUCAAAUAAUAUUGGUAAAUUAACACAAGUAAAGGAUCUGAGUAAUGAGUUAUCGAAACUAGUUUCAACAAUAUGUCCAACAAAUGCACAGGACUAUUCGACAAUAGAUGAAUGCUUACAAACCGAAGACUUAUCAUUGAACAUUAAAGACAUAAUCAAUGAUGGCAUGAGUGAGAAUGAAAGUUAUGACGUGAACAAGAAUAGAUUAGUAUAUAUUAUAAGAUAG